This is a messenger RNA of Vicia villosa (hairy vetch), 3355 nucleotides long. RefSeq names its product bifunctional dihydrofolate reductase-thymidylate synthase-like. Gene Ontology annotation, biological process: tetrahydrofolate biosynthetic process; dTMP biosynthetic process; one-carbon metabolic process. Gene Ontology annotation, molecular function: thymidylate synthase activity; dihydrofolate reductase activity. The record is from RefSeq and is a predicted model, not a curated record. Gene Ontology annotation, cellular component: cytosol; mitochondrion. The transcript is spliced from 12 exons. Lineage: Eukaryota; Viridiplantae; Streptophyta; Magnoliopsida; Fabales; Fabaceae. Bases 228 to 1814 code for a protein of 528 amino acids.
CAACCAUAGUUUUCGAUUUUCCUUCUCUCCCACUCACUCUUUUUCUCAUUGUUUUCGAAGCCACUUUUUUCUACUAUCUCACUUUCAAUUUCAGCUACUUCUCCUUUUCUUUUUCUCCCAUUCCUUUUCUUCCUUUUUGUUCUUUUACAUUUUCUCGGUAUUGUUGAACCAAGUUGUUGGUGGGAGCUUCUGCAGAACAGAACGUUUCUAGGCUUUUGAAUCAAAUUAUGGCUAGUGAUUCUUUGGUAAUCACCAAUGGAAAUGGCAUUGAUGACUUACAGCCGAAUCCCCAGAGGACUUACCAAGCAGUAGUGAUUGCAACCCGAGAUAUGGGUAUUUCUAAGGAUGGGGAAUUACCAUGGACAUUGCCUACUGAUCAAAAGUUUUUUGAGGAUAUCACAACAAUAACAUCUGAUCCUAAGAAGAAGAAUGCUGUUGUAAUGGGUAGAAAAUCAUGGGAGGCUAUCCCUCCUGAGAGCAGGCCUCUCAGUGGCCGUCUAAAUGUUGUUCUGACUCGCUCGGGUAGUUUUGAUAUUGCAACUGCAGAGAAUGUUCUUAUAUGUGGAAGUGUGUCGUCUGCUAUGGAACUGUUGGCUGCUUCUCCUUACUGUCUUUCAAUUGAGAAAGUAUUUCUUACAGGCGGCGGUGAGAUAUUUAGAGAAGCACUUCAUGGACCUGGAUGUGAAGCCAUCCAUAUUACAGAAAUUGAAGCGAGCAUUGAGUGUGACACUUUUAUGCCUCAAAUUGAUUUCUCUGUAUUUCAUCCGUGGUACUCGUCUUUCCCUUUGGUGGAAAAUGGCAUCCGCUAUUCUUUUAACACUUAUGUGCGCGUAAGGUCUUCAACAGAAGAGUCCCAGGGUCUGAAUACUGAUCCAAUUCUUUAUGAUAGUUCAAACUCUGUAAAAUUUGAGGUCAAGGAUUUUUCUUUUCUUCCCAAGAUUAUUUUUGAGAGACACGAGGAGUACAAGUAUCUUAAAUUAGUAGAAGAAAUCAUUUCUGAAGGUACAACUAAGGACGAUAGGACAGGGACUGGUACCUUGUCCAUAUUUGGUUCCAAGAUGAGAUUUAAUCUGCGAAAAAACUUUCCACUUUUAACAACUAAGAAAGUAUUUUGGCGAGGGGUUGUUGAAGAACUUCUUUGGUUUAUCAGUGGCUCAACUAAUGCCAAGGCGCUGCAGGAAAAAGGCAUUCGUAUAUGGGAUGGUAAUGCAUCGAGAGAAUACCUUGAUAGCAUUGGUUUGAAAGAAAGGGAGGAGGGUGACUUAGGACCUGUUUACGGGUUUCAGUGGAGGCACUUUGGUGCAAAGUAUACUAACAUGCAUGAGGACUACUCCGGCCAAGGAUUUGAUCAGCUUUUAGAUGUUAUUAAUAAGAUAAAGCAUAAUCCUGAUGAUAGACGCAUCAUCCUCUCAGCAUGGAAUCCAUCUGAUCUGAAAUUAAUGGCCCUUCCGCCUUGCCACAUGUUUGCACAGUUCUAUGUGGCAAAUGGGGAGUUAUCAUGUCAAAUGUAUCAAAGAUCUGCCGACAUGGGCCUGGGUGUGCCGUUUAAUAUUGCAUCUUAUGCGCUCUUGACAUGCAUGAUUGCUCAUGUUUGUGACCUUGUCCCAGGUGAUUUUAUCCAUGUUAUUGGGGAUACACAUGUUUACCGCAAUCAUGUGAGGCCUUUGCAGGAACAGCUACAAAACCUGCCAAAACCUUUUCCGAUUUUGAAGAUAAAUCCAAAGAAGAAAGACAUAGAUUCUUUUGUGGGUGCUGAUUUCAAGCUCAUAGGCUAUGAUCCUCACCAGAAGAUAGAAAUGAAGAUGGCUGUUUAGGAAUCUAUGAGAUUCUCAAUCCCUUCUUGAGGCUGUUGUGCUUUUUGAAACAAGGCUUAUCUAAAGGAGGUUUGUGAUAAAUUUAUGGACAACUAAUAGGAAACUAGUUGGACAGACUUCAAACUUUACUUAUUUUACAAUUCUGAAUCCUUUAGUUCCACGCGUGUCGUGGCUCUGAGGUGAUAUAACUUAACAUUUUCACAUCUUUCCGGUGAAGACGUGCUGGUAUAAUUUUGAAUGAUCAGCAACUUCGCGUUUUAAGAUAAAUGGUGUCUUUGUGUGGGCUAUUUGGCUGUAAUUUAUUACCACCCUCGCCUCAAACCGAAAGAAUGGAGGAUAGAGUUACAUGACUGUUGGAUGUUGUCUUGCUAUAUUAUUCUCUUUGCUUUGUCACAUCAUUAGACACUAUGUUUCUUAAUUCUGAUGUGAUUGUAUGCUGCUGUGUGGAUACACAAGCCAUUAAUCUCGCUUAUGGCACGAAACUACAGUAGACGAGUCUGAACACUUUUAUAAGAAUGGACUAAUGGUGCACACUUCUCGCUGUUUCUUUCAGCAAUGACAAUGAGAACUCUAAUGGCGUACCACCAGCAAAUUUUAGGUGAGUUUUGAAGAUGUCAACUUAUUUUUGUUAAAAACUGCAAUAGAAAAACUUUAUGCACCCCAUGAUAUCGGUUAUUUUAUUUUUUUCACUUUUUGAAAACCUUCUCUGCCAUCAGAUUUUGCAUCUCUUGUUCUCUUCCUCCUCACUAAUUUCAUUAGAGAAAAUUUAGGUAAAGAAUGCUUUGAAGACAAAGUUUCUUCAUGUAAGAAAAUCCCUUGCAUUCAUUUCAUUUAAUCAACACUCGAGUUUCAUAUUGAUUCCAUUCAUUCCACUCUUCAUAAUCAUUUAUUGUAAGUUGAUUCCAAAGUCGCAAAUCUUUGUCCUUCAAUUUCACAUCCCCUUCCUAGUGCGUUUGGACCAGUCUCACGAGCGAUGAAGUUGAGCGUUCUCAGAUUCGAUGGAUCUAAUUGCACCGAGUAGCUAUUUCAAAUUGAAGUGUUCUUUGAUUUUCAUGAGAUGCUAGAUUAUGUGCUCUUAGAAAUCAUCGCAUUUCACUUGGAGGGUUGAGUUGAUGCGUGCGUGGUUCUACUUUAGUCGUGGCCAAUAUUCCUGGAUGUUGUUCACCACCAUUUUGGUCCAACGACAUACGAAGAUAUAAAAAUUGAUUUGUCCUAGUUGUCGUAAAUGGGGUCGGUCACUGGUUUUCAGGCCCAAUUUGAGGACCUUUUGAACAAGGUCACCGGAAUCUUAGAAUUGUUAAUUAUCAGCUUCUUCAUUAUCGAGUUGAAACGUAACCUUCAUUGUGAAUUGCAAUUCCAUCGUCCUCAUUCUCUCGUCGAGGCUUUUGCAAUGACACGUUCCUAUGAAGCUCGUUUAGAAGCUUAGAAGCCAAUUCCCCUUAAUUGAAGAGAGUUUAAAGGCCCAAUCUAUUCUCCCAGUCCAAAUAGAUUUUCCCACACAAAUAACCUCGUCUAAACACUUCUCAAUCCAAAAUAUCUUC